UAUUGACAUUUGACAGAAUUAUUUCUGACGUGUAUUUUUAUUUUCCAUAAAUUCGAUAUUAAAAAACCGUUCAGAUUGUUUAUAAAUUUUUGUAUUUCUAUUAAGAAUGGUAUACAUAAGCGGCGAUGGCAGAGUAUGUCAGAGUCCUCCUUGGAGUAUGGAUAGAGUAGUCAAAAUAUUUUAUGGAAUAAUACAAUUCAUUAUACUUUUUUUCCAAACCUUGGUCAGCUUUGAUUCCGGUGAUUCCAAACCAAAUAGCUCCAGAGGAUCUGGAUCUGGAAGUUUCUUUAGAGGCAGUGGCGGCGGUGGUGGAGGUGGAGGAGGCGGUGGUCGUCCACAUGGACUUGGAGGUGGUGGCGGUGGCCCCAGAUUUAGGACGAUGAGUGACAUAAAUCCGCCCACGGUAAGAGGUGUUGGAGGAUGUCCGGGAGGAUCAUGUGGGAUGUGAUUGUUAAAACUUCAUAAAAAUAUAUUUAAAAUAAAAAGCAAUUAAAUAUUAAUUAUAAAAACAUAGCACUUAAUAGAUUUUUUUGUUUAUUUGUGGUAUUCAUAUUUGUGAUUUAUAAGAUAAAAAUGUUAAAUAAAGUGAUAGUAAUGUAA
Anoplophora glabripennis (Asian longhorned beetle) is the source of this 600-nucleotide messenger RNA. Its product is annotated as glycine-rich selenoprotein-like. NCBI's taxonomy places the organism in Eukaryota, Metazoa, Arthropoda, Insecta, Coleoptera, Cerambycidae. The record is from RefSeq and is a predicted model, not a curated record. Gene Ontology annotation, cellular component: Golgi apparatus; endoplasmic reticulum membrane. Gene Ontology annotation, biological process: endoplasmic reticulum calcium ion homeostasis; calcium ion transport. The coding region runs from base 107 to 448 and encodes 113 amino acids. The transcript is spliced from 4 exons.